CACAACAUUACGCGCCGCGUCGCCGCGCGAACGUAUGAACGGAACGUAUUUUCGAAUUUCGAAUUGAGUACCUUAGCUCGCGGCGUUCGAUUUCAAAAACAAAGUUUAGCUAAUCUGUGGUGUAUUUGAAAAUUUACAAAAAUGGAGGGCUGCGGAAUGAAAUGCAUAAAAUAUCUAUUGGUUGUUUUCAACGGAUUGUUUUUGAUCUUCGGCAUCGUGAUCAUAGCAGCAGCAUGCGUGGACAUGGGUAUGAUAAAGGGUUUCGCCGGCAUGGAGCCGACUGGCCACGAGACUGAUGCUGUGCUGAUUGCCAUUGGUGUUCUCAUCAUCGUGAUAGCCGCGUUUGGGUGUUUCGGAGCAUGGAAGGAGAGCCCGAAGUUGUUGUAUAUCUUCGCGGGUUGCCUCAUAAUUAUCAUACUUCUGGAGUUGUCUGUUGGGAUCGCGGCUGCAGCUCUCCGUCCCCAGAUCGAAGGCACACUCAAAACUCAGCUCCGGGCUUCAUUCAUCAAGAACAAGUCGACCAGGGAAGAAGACUCGUCCUACAGGGACUUCUGGGAUCGGAUCCAGACUAACCUCGAAUGCUGCGGUAUCACCGGCCCGGACAACUAUGGCGCUUCUGAGCCACGCCUGAACCCCUCAUUCAGCUGCUGCCCCUCUGAUGACUCCAAUCGAGAUGACCAGAUCAAGCGCUCCGACUGUCUCUCCCUCGGGAAGUACUACAAAGAAGGCUGUGAAGAAAAGGUGCUGAGUACCGUGCACAGUGCUGGCAUGACCGUCAUAGUUUGUGGGAUUCUCUUCUGUUUCCUAGAGGUGGCGGGAAUUGUGCUCGCUUUAUGGUUGGCUCACGCCAUAAAGACGCAAGGGAAAAGCCGGGAAACAGCCUAAAUUAAGUCACAGUAGAUUAAUGACACAUGUCAGUUAACAGUUCACAUUCUGCAGUGCACAUAUUUGUAUGGUAGGCGUGUUAGAGUGUUAUAUCGAUAAAUUCCUUUUUAUUGUACAAAUGUUUAGCGUACUGCCUCGUCGUUUUAAUAUUUAUACAUGUAGGUAGAUUGUUUUUAUUACGUAUAAUGUUGGAAAUAUGUCAGUACUUAGAUAUAAUGAUUAUUAAUUUUUGUCUUUUUAAGUUUGAGUAAAAAAAUACAAUACAUGAGAUUUUGAUUCUAUUUACAUCAUCGUUUCACCAUUCGAAUUAUUUCAUAUGGAUAUAGAUAGAUACAACCCAAAUGUAGGUGAUGCUGGUCAUUAGUUGAUAAUGAAACAAAAACAUUAUAUCGAUAUGCUAUAAAUAUUAACGAGAACACGUUAAUUAUUAUUGCAUACAUUUAAAAAUAAACUUGUGUUGAUGUGAUGUACAUGGUAUGAGUCUUUUGCUUACUCAAUUCGAUUGAUAGAGAAAAAAUAAAAUUAGGCAGGAAAUCAUAAGUGAUACUAACUUAAUAGUAUUUUUUUAAAUAUAGAACCGCAAUUUGACUGUAUGUUGCCAGCAUAUAGGAUUGAGAAAAUAAUCACUACGUUUUUACAAAUCAGUUUUCAACAUUACAUGUAAUAUAAAUUAAAUUCUUAUUAUUUUAUAUAAAAAUACUUUCGUAUUUAUAGAGUUACCAUAUACGAAUAGAAUGAGAUUGUCUUAUUAAUGAAUUGCAAUAGUAUUUUUUAUAUAAUACAUAAGGUAGAGUCAGGUACAGUCAGCAUCAAAUAUUGUUGUAACAUUUGGGAUCUCAAAUAAAUCUAUGAAUAUGUUAAA
Messenger RNA from Achroia grisella, 1747 nucleotides. Its product is annotated as 23 kDa integral membrane protein-like. Gene Ontology annotation, cellular component: membrane. The transcript has 5 exons. NCBI's taxonomy places the organism in Eukaryota, Metazoa, Arthropoda, Insecta, Lepidoptera, Pyralidae. Bases 142 to 885 code for a protein of 247 amino acids. The record is from RefSeq and is a predicted model, not a curated record.